UUCCUAUCUUGGUCUGGAUGACUGACGGUGGCGAUCAGAAAACUACGAGUCCCGGGAGUGUGUGCGGCCGCCGAGCCCCGGUGUAGAGUGGAACACGCUGACAGCUGCUCAGAACCAUGCCUCGGGCCCGGAGGAGCAAUGCGGCCACCAAGAAGGGCAGCGCCAGCCGGGGCUCUCUCAGGCGGGAGCUGCUGCAGCUGAAGGUUUCGGAUAAACUGAACCAGAUAAAAGGGUCCCGGACACGGGCAGACUCGGAGGCCAGCGAGGAUGAGGGCGCCAGUGACAUCCUCAGCCACUGCAGCAGCGCCAGUGAAAGUGUCAGCGUGGCCGAGGAGGGCGGCGACACCCAGGACUUUACGUCGGCUCAGGAGCAGCGGGAGGACAAGCUGAAGGAAGACAUCGACCGUCUGACAGACAAGAGCGCAAAGACCCGAGUGUCCGCCCUGAGCAGCCUGCGGCUCGCCCUGUCGUCUCAGGUCCUGGCCGACUUCAUCGCAGAGCGGCGAGUCACCCUGACGGACGCACUGGAACGCUGUCUGAAAAAAGGGAAGGAGGAGGAGCAGUCUCUGGCCGCCUCGGUGCUGUCUCUUCUCUGUAUACAGCUGGGCUCCGGCUCUGAAGGUGAAGACGUCUUCCACAGUCUGAAGCCGAUCCUCAUCACCAUGCUGACGGACUCCAGCGCUGGGCCGCCGGUUCGGCAGAGUUGCGCCGCUGCUCUCGGUCUGUGCUGUUUCAUUGCUGCCGCUGAUGUAGAGGAUCUCCUCUCCUGUCUCAGCGUCCUGGAGGGAAUACUGACUCUGCUGUACUCGGAGAACAGCGGCGCCCCAACAUCACAGCACGGUCUGGUCUGCUCCGCCAUCCAGUCCUGGGCACUGCUGCUCACCAUCUGCCCUGCCAGCCGGAUCCAGAAGACACUGGAGGGUCACCUCCCCCGCUUGUCCGGCGUCCUGGCCUGUGAGAGCGUCAGUCUCCGCAUUGCUGCUGGCGAGUCCCUGGCGCUCCUCUAUGAGCUGGCCCGUGAUCUGGAUGAGGAUUUCCACUCGGAGGACACGGACGCGCUGUGUGUGACGCUGAAGCAGUUGGCCACCGACAGCAACAAGUACCGAGCGAAGACCGACCGCAGGAAGCAGCGUUCCAUCUUCCGGGACGUCCUGCACUACAUUGAGAGCAGCGAGUGCCACGAGGAGACCAUCAAGUUUGGUUUAGAGGUGAUGUACGUGGACAGCUGGGCGCGCCGCAGGACGUACAGCACCUUUAAGGAGGCGCUGGGCUCAGGAGUGCGCCAUCACCUACAGCACAACGAGGUCCUCAGAGACAUCUUCUCCUUGGGGGCCCCGCUGGUCCUGGACGCCGCAGCAAUCAAAGCAAGUAAAAUCUCAAGAGUGGAGAAGCAUAUGUUCAACUCUGCCGCUUUCAAAGCCAGAACUAAAGCGCGGAGCCGGGUCCGAGACAAGCGAGCGGACGUCUUCUGAGCGUGCUGAUCCUCCGGGGCCGCCAGGUCCUUCACUGACUUCUUAUCUCUGUGAUGCUGGUGCGAUGAUCUGCAGCCCAGAGCGUUGCGCCCAUCUGAUUAUAAACGCCGCUGUCCUGGCGGACUGACCGGAUGGACGUUUUUAUAAAGACUUUUUUUUUUUUUCUUUUUUUAAUUGAUCAAUUGGAAGAGAACAGACACUUCUGGGACCGUGCUCUGUCCUCACCACGGUGCUUUACACUGCAGCCUCCCUCACUGCAGCAGUCACCACUGAGAGAGUCUAUUAGAGUUUAAAGGAAAAAACAUGUUUUAAAGGGAACACGCUGCUUUUUAACCCUUUGUGGAUCGUCUCCUGCCUUUGCUGAUAUUUGAAGUCUUUUGGGUGGGUUUUAGCCGGGAUCUGGGGCGACGCUGUAUGUCUAUAGGUGACCCUCACCGAUAGUGCAGCGGAGGAGGGGCGCUGCCUAUAGAACUAUUUGAGUUGCUAUGGGUUACAAUGUUUCCUUUUCUCUAUACUUUGUUUCUUGUAGUUCACCCUCCCCCAGAGGCAGGGCCCAGAACCUGCGCUCCGUCAGCAAUAUCCUGCUGCGCCCCCUACAGGACGAGCUGCUCCGAUCACCAACAGUCUGUGAUUGUGGCUUUGUAUGGCGGUUGUCAUUUACCCGCCGGGGCCGCCACCCAUAGAGAAGCCCUUUAGGGUGUCCCCUUUCUCUAAAUGGAAAAUUGUCAUCUGAUCAACAUGACGUCAUCACGGCCGUGCAGCGGUGUGUGCCGAUCAUAUCCUCCGCCUGCAGAGAAGUGCGGAAUAUAUUUAUACACCGGAGCUGCAGCUUCAGAGCUGAAAUCUGCCAGCACUCCCUACUUGUGUCUGCACAGAGCUGUCCCUGCUGCUUUGUAUUCUUCACCCCAGUCAACUGACUGCCCCACGUGUAUUAUAGGAUGGGAGCUUAAUGCCAGCAGAAUAGUGAGUGCAGCUCUGGAGUAUAAUACAGGAUGUGACGGUAUGGCCCCUGAUGGCGGCUCUACCAGUACUGGUGCUCGGCGGUGACCGUUUCCUCCUCUGGUGGUCUU
Molecule: messenger RNA, 2542 nt
Organism: Bufo bufo (common toad)
Lineage: Eukaryota; Metazoa; Chordata; Amphibia; Anura; Bufonidae
Gene: IFRD2
Product: interferon related developmental regulator 2
Exons: 13
Coding region: 117-1472 (451 amino acids)
Source: RefSeq, a predicted model, not a curated record